CAUUUUUUAAGAACGCGGUGUAUGACGUAAUCCACAGUCAGUUCCUGCCUCACCUCUCACUCGCUUGUUCGAGCCUCAAUAGCUCUCGUCGAAAAGCCACGCGACGCUUUGUCAUCGCGGCUUUCUGGUGUUCUAGAAAGUAAUUGGUCAAAUCAGCCAUCAUGUGGUUGAGAUUCUUAGACUCGCGGCGGCCUCCAAGGACAGAAGAAGGCUCGUCUCGUUUCCGCUUCGUUUAUUGUCGCUAAUAUCGUUUAGCAUCGCUUAUCAUCGGAGCGGAAAAUAAGCUCUUCCCCAACCACCGUGCUGCUGCCUGGUACGUAUAACCUAACAACCUCGUCAAAAGUAAGUUUUUUGCUGCUUCUGGCGUCCUCCCUCUCGUUUUGCACUCAAUUGGACGAAUUAUUAUGGAAUUGAUUAAGUAAGACCAUCUAACGUCUCAUUCUACGAACCAAUUGCUUCUCAGACUCUGUUUCUUUUUCGUUGACCAGACCCACGUCCUUGGCUGCUGGUUUCGAGUAAGCUCGUGGAGGCGAAAGCUGAAACCCACCUGGUUCUGAGCAAUUCCGAAUAAUCCAUCUACGGUUUCAUUGUAAUUAUUGUCUAUCUAAGCUCUACCUUUCAUUAUUGUUUGUCAGAAUAACAUACGGAUUUUGUUCCCCUUCUGUCUAUAUACAAUUACUCCUUGAGGAAGUACCUGACAAAAUGACACCCUCUUACGAUCGGGACGGAGUCAUCGAUCGUUCUGGCGGUGCAUUGCAUGAUAAUAGUGCACCAAUUAUUUUGAUGAAUAGCUCCAGUUCAUCUGGUUCUUCCGACGACCGUUCGAGCCCGACAACAAUUAGAAGACAUGUGUCUUUUCGAACAGCUGUUGGAACUACUUCUUCAUCAUUACCUCGUGGAAGCCCUGGGUUUGUGUCGCUGCCGGAUACCUCACUUGCAUCUGAUCCUUAUAACAAUCCUUACAGUAGAAUCAACCGCAAUUCUCCUCCUUCAGAUCCACGUGAGAUACCUCCCCAAUUUCAUUUCAAGAAAAUAUCGCACAGCAGAAGCGUUUCGAGUUUUCGUAACCUUAUGUUGGAGCAACGGAAUCAACGAGAUUUUCUACUCGUUGACGACGUUGAAGAAACGAAGCGCAAAGGCGAUAAAUCCCCGACAAAGGAGCGCUCAUCAUUGCAUAUUCGACAGGGCUCACUGGAUUUAGUACGCGUAUUGAAUCCGUGGUCUUCGUCCAAAAAGAAGCGUGAGCUUCGUAAAGUAAAAUCUUCGCAAGAGGUUGCACUCCGGCAACAAGUUUCGCGAGUUCCAACGAAGUACGGCUACGUUGAAGAACUCAUUGGUGAAGGUGCAGAAGGGCAUGUCUACACCAUUGCGACGCCGAACGAAAAAGGCAUUAAAUAUGUAGCCAAACAAUACCGUCAACGCAUGCCCGGAGAAGGCGAGCGCGAGUAUGCAAAACGCGCUACGGCAGAAUUCAACAUUUGCUCGACGUUGCACCAUCCCAGCAUCAUCCGGGUGUAUGACGUGCUCGUUCUCAACAAAAAGUAUUAUCAGAUUAUGGAGUACACGCCGUACGAUUUGUUCACGUUGGUGAAGGAAAAUCAACUGUCUAAUGAAGACAAGCUUGUACUCUUCCGCCAGCUUGUGGCCAGUGUUGCAUAUUUGCAUUCGGUUGGUCUAGCACAUCGGGACAUUAAGUUAGACAACCUAAUGCUCGAUCAAAAGUGCAAUCUCAAGCUCAUUGACUUUGGAAGUGCAUUUGUUUUUCAAUAUCCCUUUGAAUCUAGUGCGGUACAGGCACGAGGUCUCAUCGGCUCAGAACCGUACCUACCGCCCGAGGUUUUCCAGCAUUAUUCAUAUGAUGCCCGAGGAAUUGAUGUCUGGUCAUGCGCUAUCGUGUUCUGUUGCCUUAUGCUUUUACGAUUCCCUUGGAAAACACCCAAAAUGACAGAUCGGUCGUAUAGAAAUUUUAUGGAACAGUCGAAGCUUGAUCCUUCUCAUGUAAAACUACUAGAUUCCCUUCCAACAGAUUCGCGACCCAUAAUCAAGCGCAUGUUACAACCAAAUCCAAAAGACCGAUGUUCUAUACAGGAAGUUUACGAAUCAGAAUGGGUCCAAGGUAUUCCUGCGACGCUCGCGGUUUCGAAAAAUACGGACCCGUCCAUAUACGCGGCAACGCCUUAAAAGUUAGGCGCGACACUCUAAUCGUCUCCUUUCAUUCACAUUUGCUCCAUCAUUUUAAACAAUAACCCCUUCCCUUUAACAUUUUAACCAGAAAAUUGACAUCGUGUUAAGACGUGUAUUUAUUUCCGAAAACCAUUUACAGAGCCUGCAGAGAUUUGAAGGCGUUUGACCUCGUCAUGAACUUGCGCAAACCGGUUGCUUAGUGCCAUGAAAAGCUUGUGCUCUUCCUUGAGAGAGCGGACAAGCGCUGCGAUCAUGUUAGUUGAAACUGUUACGUGACGUACUAUACUCGACUUACCCUCCGGGCUAUUGUUUUGAGGCAUAGAUUCCACUUGCUCCAGGUGUUGCUCCAAUUCACCGAUGGUAGCGGCAUACACUUGCGUGCGCUUUUUGGCAUCUCUAACGAAUUCAUCAAAGUAAUUUACAAGAGGAUCAUUAGAUGUGUGCGGCAAAACGGCACCCGGAGUUUUCAUCACAUCAAUGAUUCUUGUGCUUAUGCGGGCAUUAAUCGUGUCUUUGUCCACAAUGUUUUUAACGUCUUCCAAGCAGUCUGCAUCUGUUUCCAAUGCAGUUGAAGUGGAAGAAAGACGCUGGAUGAGUUAGCAAAAAAAAUCGAUCCGACUCGGAUGGGAGCGAAUUGUUGAAAACAACUCGUCACCAAUUCUUUUUUAAACUUACUCUUUCCACUUCUGCAACAUCAUUUGGCACUGUGUCCACAAGUUGCCGGACUUGAGCAGCACUCUCAUUUACCGUUUCAGAAAGCUGGAUCUGGGCAAAUAUUUCUUUUCUUUGUAAGUCAUGUUAGUCAAGUGUUCGUGGUCUUGCCGGAAAAUCAAAAAAUUGUGAAACAUACUCGAUGCUAUCAAGAGCAUUUUGGGUAGCCGCGUCUAAAGCAGAAAAUCGAGUGGUCGAUUGAAUUGGUGUGACAUUGGAAGCAACGGUAUUUGCUUGACUGUUGUAUUGUCUGCGUCAGCAUCUCAGCAAAUUCAGAAGAUAACUUACGGCACAGCCUGUUGUUGCUGCUGCGGUUGUUGCUGGCCAAACAACCCAAAGCUUGGCUUUGUUGUAGUAGCAGUAUUUUGUUGUCCAAAAAGACCGCCGCCAGUUGUUGAACCGAAGACCGGUUGCGUCUGUUGUUGCUGUUGUUGUUGAUUAAAGCCGGAACCGCCAAACAAGCUCGUUCCCGCGGCAGGCUGCUGUUGUUGUGUUUGUCCGAACAGAGACGGGGUUGUUGUGGUUGUCGUAGCUGGCUUUUGACCAAAUAAGGAAGUCGUUGUCGCAGGUUGUUUUGUCGCCGCCUGUCCAAAAAGGCCUCCUGUAUUGGUUGCAGGUACAUUCGUCGUUGUUUGAUUUAACAAUCCCGCACCUGGUUGCGUGUUCGUGCCUAAUAGAAAUUGUGUUAAUGAAUGAGAACAAAACUCGAAUUGCUGUAACAUA
Messenger RNA from Schizosaccharomyces japonicus yFS275, 3618 nucleotides. RefSeq names its product HAL protein kinase Ppk8. Gene Ontology annotation, molecular function: ATP binding; protein kinase activity; protein serine/threonine kinase activity. The transcript is spliced from 3 exons. The record is from RefSeq and is a predicted model, not a curated record. The coding region runs from base 703 to 2181 and encodes 492 amino acids. NCBI's taxonomy places the organism in Eukaryota, Fungi, Ascomycota, Schizosaccharomycetes, Schizosaccharomycetales, Schizosaccharomycetaceae.